ACUUUAGUAACUUGUGGAUCAGCGCUGACUCAAGAGGCGAACAGUUUAGAACGAAUCAGUCCGAUUUGGUGAACUGGUUCAUCCAGUUCCCUAAAAAGAACCGGUUCAAAAGAACGAUUCGUUCACGAACCGGCCAUCACUAGUACUUGAAGAUAUGAACACGUUCAGCAUGGCGGAUUUGGUCGUAGACAAGAGUGAUUCAACAGACGAGCUACAGAGCCUCGUUCCAGAUGAUGAGGGUAAAGAAAAAUUUAAGAGAGCCGAACACACCAUGUUUUACAAGAGACAGAAAGACAAAGCAGGGUUUCAGUACAGAGCCUUACUGGACACUUUAAUCCUGCUGGAGAGAGGAGCAGCUGUCGAGCUGUGUCAUUACAACUCUCAGGAACACUUGCUUCUCCUAAUCCAUGAAAUUCCUAAUGGAAUUCUGAGAUUUACGAUUGAUGAACUGCAGCCUGUCAGAGCACGAUAUAAAGCUAAAGAUGUUUUGAUGGGAGAACCAAAAUAUGAGCAGUUGAGGAUUGAGUGGAGAAAAGCCGACUGUGUUUCUCUGACAUGGGGUUCGGGGCAGUACCAUGUCCAGGUCUUUGCUUUUCCGUUCAAACUCGAGAUUCUCUAUGGGGACGAGGCAUUGCUCACAUUUAAUCCCGAAGGCAGAUUCUGCUUUGAGACUCAGUCUAAUUCAGCCAGCCUUUUACAGGCCAUCAACUAGUUCACAUCAGGGCAAAGAAAAUACUUCAGGGAUGUGGAAAAAGACAUUCAAUCAGUUUCAAGACGUCAAAGGAAAUGGGCCCAGGUCAGUGGGAAUUGACCUUAAGCUCCAUGGUUUCUGCCAUGCUUUUGGUAUCCCUGAGCAUGCAGAUUCUCUCCAAUUGAAGGACACCAGUGGCAGUAAGCCAUAUCGACUGUACAACCUGGAUGUAUUUGGCUACAAGAUAAACAGCAGAUUGGGUCUAUAUGGUUCUGUUCCUCUUCUGUUAGCUCACAAGCUAGACAGGACACUGGGAGUCUUCUGGCUUAAUACCUCUGAAACUCUUGUAGAUCUGCAGUAUGGCUCAAACUAUAAGAAGCAGGAAGAGGAUGACCCACCAGCAAAUAAGAGCAGGGGAAAUCCCCAAAUUGAUGUGAGCUGGGUGUCAGAGAGUGGAAUAAUUGAUUGUUUCAUACUACUUGGACCUUCACCCUCCCAAGUGUUUUUUCAGUACGCACAGCUCACAGGAUACCAAGCCUUGCCACCUUUGUUUUCUCUGGGAUAUCACCAGUGUCGCUGGAGCUACAAGGAUGAAGAGGACGUGAAAGCAGUGGAUGCUGGCUUCGAUCUCCAUACCAUCCCUUAUGAUGUAAUCUGGCUGGACAUAGACCACACUGAAGGCAAACGUUACUUCACCUGGGAUUCCAAACUGUUUCCUAACCCAGUGGACAUGCAGCUUCAUCUACAGAGAAAGAACAGGAAGUUGGUGGUUAUCAAUGAUCCCCAUAUCAAGGUUGACCCAGAUUGGCCUUUUUUCUGUGCAUCCAGAGAUGGAGGCCAUUUUGUAAAGGACAGAGGAGGUGGUCUUUAUCAUGGAUCAUGUUGGCCAGGUGAUUCCUGCUACUUGGAUUUCAGUAGCUCAAGGACAAGGUCGUGGUAUGCCAGGCAGUUUUCACUCGACAAUUAUAAAGGAUCUACAGACUCCUUGUUCGUGUGGAAUGACAUGAACGAGCCCUCUGUCUUUUAUGGACCCGAGCAGACAAUGCCUAAAGACGUGCUUCAUUGUUCAGGCUGGGAACAUCGGGAAUUACACAACCUGUACGGUUUCUACCAGCACAUGGCUACUUUUGAGGGUUUGAUAACUCGCUCUUGUGGCUUGGAGAGACCAUUUGUUCUGUCACGCUCCUUCUUUGCAGGGUCUCAGAGAAUGGGUGCUGUAUGGACAGGAGACAAUGUUGCUACCUGGGAGUAUCUGAAGAUCUCAAUCCCUAUGUUGCUGUCACUGAGUUUAACUGGAAUGCAUUUUUGUGGGGCUGAUGUAGGCGGCUUUGCGCAAGAUCCUGACGCUGAGUUGCUGUUGCGAUGGUACCAGGCGGGUGCGCUGCAGCCUUUCUAUAGAGGCCACUCAGCUAAACAGACCAAGCGUCGUGAGCCCUGGCUGUUUGGGGACACGGUCACUUCAGCAGUGCGAGCAGCAAUCCAACAGAGAUAUUGCCUCUUGCCUUAUUGGUACACUCUCUUUCACCUAGCCCACACUUCAGCGUUGCCCCCAAUGAGACCACUGUGGGUGGAAUUCCCAAAGGAGACAGAAACCUUCACUGUAGAAAACCAGUACAUGAUUGGCAAUGCUCUCCUGGCUUGUCCUGUGACUGACCCAGGAGUCACAAAGGUCAAGAUUUUACUGCCAGGGUCAGAUGAGCUGUGGUAUGAUGUUAGCAACGGUGAUGUGCACAGAGGAGGCAAGAUUCUUUCACUUCCUGUGACUCUGGAGACGGUACCUGUGUUCCAGCGUGGAGGAACAGUUGUGACGAGGAGAACAGGCUGUGGUUCCUGCACUGCUGAUCUCCUGCAACAUCCCUUCACUCUCACUGUAGCCCUGGACCUGGAGGGCAAUGCUGAAGGUCUGCUGUAUGAGGAUGAUGGACACUCCUUCAACUACAGGGACAAAAAGCAGUUUUGUUUGCGUAAAUUCUCUAUGCAUUCUGGCAGACUCCAUAGCAGCUGUGCAGAUGAAGAAGGUUUCUUUAUCACCGGGGGUAAGUUGGAGUCAGUGGUGAUUCUGGGUCAGAAAAAUGUGAAAAGGAAACCUACUCUUCAAUCAAUUGCAGGGAAUACCACAGUCACGUUUCAGUUCCAACCAAAGCAAGCUCUGUUGACGCUGACUGGUUUGGACCUGGAUAUACACACAGAUUGGGAAAUCAGUAUAUAACAGCAUAUUUGUAGGUAGUUUUUUAAUAAACAGCAGGAAAACAGUUCAGGGUCUGCUAUAGUUUUUAUAGUAUUAACAGUCAUUUUAUUUUUUUAUAGUUUUUGCAAAAUAGACACAUAAUUGAGAUCAAAAUAUCUGGAUGGAACUCAAAAGGGAAAUUGAAAAUUGAAGCAUUGUAAUCUAUCAUUCCUGUUUUUAUGUUAAUGAUUGGCUAUAAAGCCCGGCACUGUAGCCAUGAUGAUUUCUAUAAAAAGCUAACAUGGA
Molecule: messenger RNA, 3164 nt
Organism: Tachysurus fulvidraco (yellow catfish)
Lineage: Eukaryota; Metazoa; Chordata; Actinopteri; Siluriformes; Bagridae
Gene: ganc
Product: glucosidase, alpha; neutral C
Exons: 24
Coding region: 576-2900 (774 amino acids)
Biological process (GO): N-glycan processing; carbohydrate metabolic process
Molecular function (GO): carbohydrate binding; alpha-1,4-glucosidase activity
Source: RefSeq, a predicted model, not a curated record